Rhinopithecus roxellana (golden snub-nosed monkey) is the source of this 1467-nucleotide messenger RNA. It is a transcript of the gene LRRC74A, whose product is annotated as leucine rich repeat containing 74A. The coding region runs from base 1 to 1467 and encodes 488 amino acids. Gene Ontology annotation, molecular function: protein binding. The record is from RefSeq and is a predicted model, not a curated record. The transcript has 14 exons. NCBI's taxonomy places the organism in Eukaryota, Metazoa, Chordata, Mammalia, Primates, Cercopithecidae.
AUGCACAUCCAAUUCCCAUCAAAGCCCACUCUUCCCAGGGCUUGCUGGGAGGGAAGGAUAACUGCAGGCUCCCCUGGGAUGCCCCCUCAUGAGAGAAGUUCACAAAGUUUGAGACAGAGCAGCGAUAAAACGCUCUACUGUGAGGCCGAACCCCCGCCAACUGUAGAAAAAGUGAAACCAGCCCAGGAGAAUUCGGAAACAGACCUGGAGAUUGAAGAUAAUGAGAAAUUUUUCACCACUGGACAAAAGGAGCUGUACCUGGAGGCCUGCAAACUGGUGGGUGUAGUGCCUGUCUCCUACUUCAUUCGGAACAUGGAGGAGUCCUACGUGAACCUCAACCACCACGGCCUGGGCCCCAGGGGUACCAAGGCUAUUGCUAUAGCCCUGGUGUCCAACACGGCUGUUACCAAACUGGAGCUGGAAGACAAUUGCAUCAUGGAGGAGGGCGUCUUGAGCCUGGUGGAGAUGCUACAAGAGAACUACUACCUCCAGGAGAUGAAUAUUUCCAACAAUCACCUUGGUUUGGAGGGGGCCAGAAUCAUCUCAGAUUUCUUCGAGAGAAAUAGUUCUUCCAUCUGGAACCUUGAGCUUUCAGGAAAUGACUUCAAGGAAGAAUCCGCAGCACCGCUCUGCCAAGCCCUGUCGACCAAUUACCGAAUUAAGAAGCUGGAUCUCAGUCACAACCAAUUCUCUGAUAUAGGAGGGGAGCAACUGGGCCAAAUGCUGGCCAUCAAUGUGGGGCUCACGUCACUGGAUCUGAGCUGGAAUAACUUCCACACAAGGGGAGCUGUGGCCUUGUGCAACGGUCUCCGGGGUAAUGUAACCCUGACAAAGCUGGAUCUCUCCAUGAAUGGCCUUGGGAAUGAGGGGGCUGUGGCCCUAGGGGAGGUCCUCCGACUCAACAGCUGCCUGGUCUACCUGGAUGUCGGCAGCAAUGACAUUGGCAAUGAAGGGGCCUCCAAAAUCAGCAAAGGACUGGAAUCCAAUGAAAGCCUCAGAGUUCUGAAGCUUUUCCUGAAUCCCAUAAGUAUGGAUGGGGCUAUUUUACUUAUCCUGGCUAUCAAGAGGAACCCCAAAUCCAGGAUGGAAGAGCUUGAUAUUUCUAACGUGCUGGUGUCCGAGCAGUUCAUGAAAACGUUGGACGGAGUGUAUGCCGUUCACCCGCAGCUGGAUGUGAUGUUCAAGGCAGUACAAGGCCUCUCUGCCAAGAAUACCAUCUUUUUGUUGACAAACCCCAUGAAACUGAUCCAGAACUAUGCAGACCAGCACAAAAUCACGGUCAUGGACUUCUUCAAGAGCUUGAACCCUACCGGGACAAUGAAGAUGUCCGUGGAUGAGUUCCAGAAGGUGAUGAUAGAGCAAACCAAGGUCCCUCUGAACCAGUACCAGGUCAGGGAGGUGAUAAAGAAGCUCGAUGAGAAGACAGGCAUGGUGAACUUCAGUUUGUUGAACACAAUGAAGCCAUAG